GGUGGUUUGAACCGGCUAUUGAAACAACCACUUUAGCUCAUUGGGAUAAAGACAACCCGCGGACGGGGAAUCAGAAUCUGACGGCCCACGAAAGCCCGGACAUCUCCGACCGAGACACCGCACGGAACCGGAAAUACGCGCCGGGGAUUGAGCCUGUUGGCGGGAGUUUGCCGGUAACGAUCAGUGCCUCUUUAUCCCCGUUAAAAGCCCGGGUGCUGGGACUACCUGCCGAACUGAUCCAUCCCGGGCCGGAGCAGGAGGUGAAAAAUGCAAGCCUUUUUAAAAGGAGCUGGUGUGAUCGGCACUAAACCUACAAGAGAGAAAAGCGCAGCAGGAACCAGUGGCGAAAACAAGAAGCAAAAAUCCGUGCCAUGGGUGGAAAAAUAUCGGCCAAAAUGUGUGGCUGAAGUUGCGUUUCAGGAGGAAGUUGUGUCUGUGCUAAAGAAGUCUCUGGAAGGAGCAGAUCUUCCCAACCUGCUUUUUUAUGGGCCCCCUGGGACAGGGAAAACUUCCACGAUAUUGGCUGCAGCAAGAGAACUCUUCGGACCUGAACUUUAUCGCAAGCGAGUUCUCGAGCUGAACGCCUCUGAUGAACGUGGGAUCCAGGUUGUGCGAGAAAAGGUGAAGAAUUUUGCACAGUUGGCAGUAGCAGGAUCUCGUGCAGAUGGGAAACCUGCUCCUCCAUUUAAGAUAAUCAUCUUGGAUGAAGCUGACUCCAUGACAAGCGCUGCACAGGCUGCCCUUCGACGCACAAUGGAAAGGGAGUCAAAAACCACACGGUUUUGUCUCAUCUGCAACUACAUCAGCAGGAUAAUUGAACCAUUGACGUCACGUUGUUCCAAAUUCCGGUUUAAGCCUUUGACAGACAGUAUACAAGAAAAGAGGCUGCGUGACAUCUGUGAGAAGGAGAAUGUCAAAUGCAGCAAUGAAACAAUCAAUAUGCUCAUCAAUGUAUCAGAAGGUGACUUGAGGAAAGCAAUAACUUACCUUCAAUGUGCAACAAGACUUACUGGAGGAAAAGACAUUACUGAGCAAGUCAUCAUUGAAAUUUCUGGAACUGUGCCAACUGAUAUAAUUGAUGGUCUUUUAGUUGCUUGUCACAGUAGUUCAUUUGAGAAACUGGAAACCAUGGUAAAGAACGUGAUUAAUGAAGGUUAUGCUGCAACACAAUUAAUCACCCAGCUACAUGAUGUCAUCGUUGAUAAAGAUGAUCUUAAUGACAAACAGAAGUCUGCCCUCACACUAAAAUUGGCAGAAGUUGACAAGUGCUUGGCUGAUGGCGCUGAUGAGUAUCUGCAGAUGAUUGCUCUUUGUGCAGUUAUUAUGCAACAAUUUACACAAUAGUUAAUAAAUUUUUGAGCUACAGAACUUUUCUUAUCAAGAUGUGCAAGUACAAUUUACACCAAAACCACGUUGAACCUGAUGACAUUUUUAACUACAUAAAUUCUUUAAUACUGCCAACAUACCCAUACAUUAGUAAGACUUGCUGUAUGUACAUGUUUGGAAUUAAGUUUAUGAUAUUGUGAUGUGCACUUUGUGCACAGAAAAAUAAAUCUUUGACUGAAAUUUGGCCCAAGCUUAGAAUCUUUAAACCAAGUUUUUGCUCCUCUGUCCUAACACUACUUCUAUUUUCUUCAGUCAUACUCUUUGGGAAAAAGUCAGGCUUUACCUACGAGUAUAGUUAGUACAUGCAUAUUUUUGUACCUUUAUGCGUGUUCCAACAAAGCCUUAUGGUCAGCAGUAGCGAUUAUUUCUUCUAUCAAACUUAUUGCUUGCACACUAAAGUCAAAGCUUUGGAGGUUCAAAUCCCACUCAAGUUACUAUCUGCAUUGCCAAACCAGCUGUAGGCUUUGUCCAUUUCUGUUCAUCCUGCAGCAAUUCAGGUACAGUAAAAUUCAGGAUGCAUUGUGGUUAAAAUAUAAAAUGCCUAAUUAAUGUGAGUGGCUGGAAGCAUAGCUUUUGACUGCAUUCUGAAAAGGAAUUGGCAUCCUUCUAGCUACAGGCAUCUUAAUCCUUUAAAACCUACUUUUCAUUGCUUUCAGUCAGGAUGAGGAUUUUAAGCUAUUAAAGUUGCAUUGGCAGAAAUUAAAACAAUUUCAAUUUCCUGUCCCAUUUCCUGUACCAGUUUUCUAUAAAUCUAAAUUAUAACACUGCUUUUCUAAGCCACUGACUGUUAGGUGACCAGAAUAAACUCUGCAUCAUCAUCAGAACCCCACAAAUUUAACACUAGCAGGCAUGGAUUCAUGUAUUAUAGAACAUGAUAUAGUAUCCCCAUUCACUGGAAGUUUAAACUUGCACCUCAUGACCCUCAUCCUUCAGUUACAGUAAUAUGAUCCUUGCUUAACCACCCAUAGAAAAAAAUCACCCACAACAGUAUUUUUUCACCUCUACAUUGAUCAGCCACACCUGUGUAACAUUAGAUUUGACAUUUUUCUUGACUAAGGUUUCUAAAAGAUUUAAGUUUUUUUCUUUUACCAAAUUAGCAGUUAUGUCGUACCCUUUUCAAAAAUUAAGGCAUAAAUUGCAGUUACACUACCUUAUAUAUAAGUGCCAACACAACUUUCUACAAGCAUCAUUUACACAACCAGCUGAACCUCCUAGCAACUAACUUGUUAAA
This is a messenger RNA of Hypanus sabinus (Atlantic stingray), 2617 nucleotides long. It is a transcript of the gene rfc4, whose product is annotated as replication factor C (activator 1) 4. Gene Ontology annotation, molecular function: DNA binding; ATP hydrolysis activity; ATP binding. The coding region runs from base 268 to 1344 and encodes 358 amino acids. The record is from RefSeq and is a predicted model, not a curated record. Gene Ontology annotation, cellular component: nucleus; DNA replication factor C complex. The transcript has 11 exons. Gene Ontology annotation, biological process: DNA repair; DNA-templated DNA replication. Lineage: Eukaryota; Metazoa; Chordata; Chondrichthyes; Myliobatiformes; Dasyatidae.